Athalia rosae (coleseed sawfly) is the source of this 2377-nucleotide messenger RNA. RefSeq names its product pyruvate dehydrogenase [acetyl-transferring]-phosphatase 1, mitochondrial (gene Pdp). Gene Ontology annotation, biological process: protein dephosphorylation. The record is from RefSeq and is a predicted model, not a curated record. NCBI's taxonomy places the organism in Eukaryota, Metazoa, Arthropoda, Insecta, Hymenoptera, Athaliidae. Gene Ontology annotation, molecular function: protein serine/threonine phosphatase activity; cation binding. The transcript has 5 exons. The coding region runs from base 339 to 1772 and encodes 477 amino acids.
AGAAACCGAACCAACGCUACAAGGGUACGCCACAUUGGCGGCAUCUGCUGCUCUCUUUCGACUAUCUUUGCUCCGGCUAACUACCGAUUGUCAUUUGAAGUACGCAACAAAUUUUUGCGCGAUUUAAAGUGAAAAUCGACCACAUUCGUAUGAGGGGCAACCUUUGAGAAAUCGAGGAAGGACGUCCUCGCGGAUUGUGCUCUGUGAAUUCCGUGGAAGAGCGAGAUUGCUAACCUUUCCACGUGGAGAGACGAAAUGUGCUGGAAAAGUGGCGGUACUGAAAACUAUAGUUUAUUCUGAGUACUGCGAAAGAUUAACAGCUCUCCAUUAGUUGUAGAAUGGUCUUCUGUAGUGGUGCCCGCCGGCUCGUUUUAAAUUACAGCAACGUCGGUACCAGACACGUUAAGAAUCCAAGCGCCGAUUCGCCCCAGCGAUUCUAUGCUUCCCUGCCUCGUCUUACACCGCAAGAGGUCACGACUAUCUUGCAAGCCAAUGAAUUCACCAAAGAUUUCGAAGGCCCAGGCUCGAUAAAAUGCUACGAUUCGAAUCAACUAGCUUCAAAUAAUCCCAUCGAAGAUACGAGAUCCGAGGCACAAUGUCUUCUCACGAAAGGCACGUUGUUGGGAGUAUUUGACGGUCAUGGUGGUGGUGCGUGUGCGCAGGUUAUUUCAAAACGACUGUUCCACUACAUCUCUGCAUGUUUACUCCCCUCUGAGAUAUUAAAAAAGUAUCUGGAAUCCAUUGAGAAUGAUAGGAAGUUGGAGCUGAUAGAAACUUUCAAUGACAAAGUAGAGCUUGUCGCCGAAAUCAGAGACUUGUAUCACGCCAGUUUUUUUUCGUUUGUCAAAGAACUGGCUGAACAUGGAAACGCGAAAGAAUUUCAGAUGGAAACCGCUCUCGAAAACGCCUUUCUCAGAUUGGAUAACGACCUUUCUUCGGAAGCGAUGAUGAAACUGAGUAAAAAAGACGCCGCCAGAACACUUGCUGUCGCAAUGUCUGGCGCUGUGGCUGUCAUUGCUCACGUAGACGGACCCCAUUUACACGUUGCUGGUGUCGGAGAUUGCCAAGCGGUACUUGGCGUGCUCUCAGAGAACGACGGGUGGUCCACAAAGAUAAUGACGGUGGAACACAACUCCGACAAUCGUUCGGAAGUGGAGAGGAUCCUUUCAGAGCAUCCCAACAGCGAGCGAUCAACUGUCAUUAAAAUGGAGCGUCUUCUCGGUCAGCUGGCUCCCCUGCGUGCGAUGGGAGACUUCAGGUACAAGUGGACUAAAGAAAUAUUGCAAAAUGUGGCAGUGCCAUACCUCGGAGAUGGUGCUAUACCUCCGAAUUACUAUACUCCACCUUACCUGAGCGCGAAGCCGGAGGUGCAAUACCAUCGGUUGACCCCGAGGGAUAAAUUUCUGAUCAUCGGAACCGACGGUUUGUGGGACUUGAUAUCGCCUUUGGAAGCAGUCAGGUUAGUGGGCGAACACAUGAGCGGAAAAGUUACUCUGAGUCCGCUCAGGUUGCCAAAAAAAAAUAUGAAAUUGUCCGAGAUCAACGAGAUGCUACUCCACCGCAAGGAGGGCCUCAAGAAAAAGCCGUUGGACAGUAACGCGGCUACGCAUCUUUUGAGGAACGCCCUCGGUGGCACCGAGUACGGAAUAGAUCACGGAAAACUGUCCCAGUUGUUGACCUUGCCGGGCGAGGUUGUCAGGGUGUUCCGCGACGACAUUACCAUUACGGUCGUCUAUUUCGACUCCGAGUUCUUGAGGCAUUGCCCUCCGUGAAAGAAACGCUUCGGUCUAACGUCACGUGAUGCGUAUUUUCCAGUGUGUACGGGUGUAACGACAUCGCAUCUCGCAAGUGUUAACUGAGAUUUGAUCUCGUAACCUUUGGAUGUAAAUUUGAUUAUAGCUACAAACUGCCGAAGCGUCUUUCAGUCUCUGCCAUGCUUGAUCACAGUUAUUAUUUUAUUCCGUUCGUUCGAUUUACGUACACUCUACUGGCAUGACCUGCUACCCGAGCGCGAGGAGCACGAGGGUUGUAAAUAAUAUGUGUCGGAUUGAAUCGCAGCUGCUUAACAAUUAUCGAGGUGCACACUUGGGGUAUCGAGCGUAGUGAUGUUAGGUAUUUAUAGACAAAGGAUGAAUUGUAUCGAUCGUUGACCUCGACGAGGAAGGCAGUGAGAGUGGUACCUCGACGUUACGGUUUCACUCAUACGAUGUAGCUUUGAGAUUUCAAGGUGUGGUAGUCUUGAAAAGCAGACCCGAAAUUUUGUGAUAUUUUUACAAUUCUGAUGUUUGUUUACGCGCAACUGUGAAUUGUCUAGUUCAAGUAAACUAUAUACCUUGUUAUUUAUUUAGUUAACAAUAAAAACAUAAUUUACACGAUA